UCAUAGUGGAGUGAAACCAUACACAUGUGAUCAAUGUGGGAAGAGUUUCACACAGAAAACGAACCUUACUGAACACAUGAGGAUCCACACUGGAGUGAAGCCUUAUGUGUGUGAUCAGUGUUGGAUGAGUUUUGCAAAUCUAAGCAACUUAAAAUCACAUCUGAUCACUCAUUCUGGAGAAAGACCAUAUAACUGUGAUCAGUGUGGAAAAAGCUUUUCUGGUGCAAAAUCCCUGAAAAACCACAUGAUAGUUCAUUCAAAGAAGGAACAUCACAAGUGUUCUUUGUGUGAAAAGAGUUUUGCUCAGCUGCUACAUUUAAAAAAUCACCAGAAAAGACACAGCGGUGUGAAGAAUCAUAUGUGCUUUGAUUGUGGGAAGUCCUUUAUUAGAAAUGUUGAACUCAGACUGCACCAGAGAAUCCACACUGGAGAAAAACCUUACAAAUGUUCACAUUGUGACGAGACAUUCAGUAGUUAUGGAUCUUGGAAAAGACAUGAAAGGACCCACACUGGAGAGAAGCCGUAUUACUGCUCUUCAUGUGGGAAAAGUUUCACUCAAUCAUCUUCUCUUCUUCGACAUACAAGAAACAUAUGUCAGAAAUCACAUUAA
Molecule: messenger RNA, 610 nt
Organism: Carassius auratus (goldfish)
Lineage: Eukaryota; Metazoa; Chordata; Actinopteri; Cypriniformes; Cyprinidae
Product: zinc finger protein 554-like
Exons: 1
Coding region: 77-610 (177 amino acids)
Biological process (GO): regulation of transcription by RNA polymerase II
Molecular function (GO): DNA-binding transcription factor activity, RNA polymerase II-specific; RNA polymerase II cis-regulatory region sequence-specific DNA binding
Source: RefSeq, a predicted model, not a curated record